AUGCUUUCACCCACGCAACUUCUCCUCCUCCCUCCAACCCUCCUCCUCUGCCUGGUCAUCCGCCGUAUCCUCACAAACUUCUUCUUCCACCCCCUCUCCUCCUUCCCAGCACCAUUCUACACCCGCCUAACCUCCCUCCCCCUUGCCGUCCUCUCCCUCCUCGGCCGUGAGCCCGAAUUCCUCCACAACCUCACCAAGAAAUACCCCCCCUCCACCCGCGCCAUCCUCAUCACCCCCACCCUCCUCUUCUUCCCCCACGCCUCCUCCCUCAAACCCAUCUACUGGUCCCCAACCCAUAACCACAAGGGCUCCCUCUACGGCACCGGCGCCCUCGGCCCAACCUCGCUCUUCUCCACCAUACCCGCCGAAGACCACAAAUCCCUCCGCAAAUCCCUCGGCGGCGCUCACUGGAGCGUCUCCUACCUCAAAACCUUCCAGGAACCCCGCAUCGACAACCUCGUCACCUUCUUCGUCAACCAACUCUCCCUCCUCCCACCCGACCAUGAGCCCUUCCAAAUGGGGGAGAAGCUCGCCCAGUUCGCCGCCGAUGUCAUGACCCUCCUCGUGUUUGGCAAACCAUGGGGCUUCAUCGCCCACGACCGUGACGAGCGCCGGCUUUUAUCCGCCUUUCGCGAGUCCCUCCCCAUGUUUGCCUUCGCCGCGAGGUGCAACAGCUUCCGGGAGCUGAUUCUUUCAUCGCCGUGGAUAAGGGGCUUGAUCAUGCCCAAGGUGGAUGACAAGACGGGAAGCGGGUAUUUGGCCUCACAAGCCAAACUUGCCGUUGCCCAGCGGGAACAAGAACGAGAACAAGGGAUCGGGGGGGAGGGGAAAAUGAGGGAUUACCUCGACUAUACCCUUGACGCACGAGAUGGGAACGGCGAGCCGUUGACCAGGGCGCAAAAAGAGGCCCACGCCACGCUUUUGAUCCAGGCCGGGGCAGACACAACGGGUAGCGGGCUCGGGGCGGUGCUGAGAUUGAUGCUGGAGCACGGCGAGUGUAUGAAAAAGGCAAGAAAGGAGAUCGAGGUGGCAGAUGAGAAGGGUUUGCUGUCUACGCCGGUGCUGUAUGAGGAGACCAAACAGUAUCUGCCGUAUUUUGUUGCUUGCAUCAAGGAGGGACUGAGAGUCAACCCUCCUGCUCCGAAUCUGUUCGGCCGCAUUAUUCUCGAAAAGGGCGGCACCGUCAUUGACGGGGUGCAUGUUCCUCAAGGAGCAGAGGUGUGCAGCCAUCCAUACGUCGUGGGUUGUGAUCCCGAGUUGUAUGGCCCCGACGCCGAGGCUUUCGAGCCCGAGAGGUGGCUUAAUGGCAACGAGAAACGUCGAGCCGAGAUGGAGGCGGCGAAUUUCGUGUUCAGCAUGGGACCAAGAGUUUGUCUGGGGAAGGAAAUUGCCAUGAUGGAGAUGUACAAGGUUUUGCCCGAGAUUGUGAGAAGGUUUGACUUUGAGGUUGUCUCGGCUGGCAAAUAUGUUGAUCGAGGGGGCGUGGCGUGCAACCAAGACUUCAUGAUGAGAGUGCGGCGUAGGGCUUAG
This is a messenger RNA of Podospora anserina S mat+, 1530 nucleotides long. RefSeq lists its product as uncharacterized. Bases 1 to 1530 code for a protein of 509 amino acids. The record is from RefSeq and is a predicted model, not a curated record. Lineage: Eukaryota; Fungi; Ascomycota; Sordariomycetes; Sordariales; Podosporaceae. The transcript has a single exon. Gene Ontology annotation, molecular function: iron ion binding; heme binding; monooxygenase activity.